GUUUUUCUAAAAACAUGCACAUUUGUUAUGAAAAGUAAAGCAAUGCUUUGGAUACUAUAACUGCACUAUACACUACAGUAUUGGUGAGAGGAUACUUGUCAAACUAAGGUGUUUCAGUUCACAAUUAUCAAGCAACCAAAGUUGAAGGAUGUCAUCGACAAGGCAUAGCAGAAGACUGAAACGUGAGGCAAACAGUCCAUUACCAGAGCCAAAUCACCACAAGAAACUCCCUAGAGGUGAUGAUCUGCCUAGUGUUCCUUCUCGAGGAUCAAAGCCCAAGCCUUCUUCAACAACUACAAAAUCAUCAAAACCUCAGGCAACAGAUCCUCCAGCUAUAAAAUCAAAACAUUUUUUAAAAGGAUCAAAAAUUAAAAGUAACACGAGCCAUGAUGAAGUGGACUCAGGAUGUAACAUAAAUGCUGACCAUAUUAAAGAUAAUUCUUGGAGUAAAGUAAAUACUGUGGAAUCAAAGAUGUCUCCAUCAUCAAAACUUUCAUCAUUAAAACGCAAUGAAUCCUUUCAUGAGCCAGCAAGGUCAAAACAUUCAAGCAAAAAAUUAUUUCCUUCGGGUACAAAAGUUGAAAAUUCUGCAACAACCUGUACAACAGAUAGAGUCAACAAAACUGAUGCAAGAUCAAGAUCCAAGAAAUGUAACACUAGAAAGGGUAAACCAGAAAAAGUUUCAAAGUAUUUUAAAGAUGGAGCUAGUGAUGAUGACUUUGAUUCAUUUAACAAAACUACAAAGUCUAAAUUAAAAUCAAAUCAAGAACAGAAGUCAAAAGGAACAACCAAGAUUUCAAAGAAUAAAAAAUCUAAUUCAGUUAAUCAGAAAUCUGACAUUUUAACGAAAUCUACAUCAGACAAACAGACAAUAGAUCAACACAGAACUAAUGAAAACCUCUCAAAAAGCCUUGUGAAAACAAACGUUAAAUCUGAAAAACACAAUCAUCUUAAACCUGAAAAGAGGAAAAUUGAUGUCAAAAAUACCAAGAACAGUCAAGUAAAAGUAAAACCAGACAAACACAUGAAACCAAAAAUCAAAAAGGACAAUCCAGAGAGUCCAAAAUCUCAUAAAAAUCAAUUGGAAAAAUCCUCAGUGAAAAAAGAAUAUGUGGUGCCUCAUAGUUCAGCAAAGUUUGAUGCCUCAGAUGUGAUGAGUGUUCUUUUGCACCAUGAGAUGGGUGGCAUGUACAGUCAGAGUCAGAGCAGUGAGAACUCUAGUCAGAUGUCUAGAGGGUUCAGCAGUGCAAGUUGCAGUCAGACGGAUACUACUGAGACUGAGAGUCAAGAUGAUAUAGAAGAGAUGGACAGUGAUGAAGACAGUGAUUCUGAUACUUGGGAAGAUGUCAAAGAUAUAGCAUCAUUACAUGGCAGUCCUGUUAAAAGUCAACCUGAGGUGAAAGGUGUAGAAAUCACACUUCAGGGACCUGACAUUAUGAACAAAAGGAAAAAGAAAAAGUUUGAUUUACAACUUUACUUGAAGAGAAAGUGGAAUCGUUUUCAUAAGGAACUCCAAAUUGAUAUACACAAGGCUCAUUUGUUAUGUUUGAUAGCUAAUGGACUGUAUCGUAACAGGAUGUGUAAUGAGCCUUCCCUUCAUGCAAUAGCGCUGUCUGUUAUCCCGAACAAUGUCCCCUGGCAGAGAGGCUCCACUUGUAAUCUAAGCCAAUGUAUCAAAUGGUUUAUGACGACAUUCACAGUCAAGCAAGGCCAUACUAUUAACUCUAAAGACCUCUUAGAUUACCUCAUAGCGAAAGGAUUUGAAUCUAAAGUUGUAAGCAGUAAAAUAGAUUUAGUGCAUCUUUUUGUGAUAUUUCUAAGGAGUCUUGGGUUUGAGGUUCGCUUGGUUUUAUCUUUGCAGCCUCUUCCGUGGAAAAACACAAAGAACAAGUCACCAACAAGGAAGCCAAAAUCUGAUAAACAAACCAUAUCUAAACAAGGUUCAACCAAAAAGAAUAACACUUCUAAAUCUGACUCAGCAUCUGAAACUUGCAAACCUACAAAGAAAUCAAAGCCAAGUAAAAAGCAAGAAAAAAGCAGAGAGCAUAAGCCUUUGUUGACUAAAAACAAGCAACCAAGAAAAUGUGCAUCAAAGUCUAAACCCAUUGUUGAGGUGGACAGUGAUGCGGAUUUAAGUAGCGACUCUGGAGAUGAACGAUCAUCCAAACGAAAAAAAGUUGCAAAGAAACGUGUGCACAAAGAUGCUGUUCAAGAUACAAACUCUGACUCUGAGUUUGAAGAGAUGGAGAAAAAUUUCAGAAUUAGUCCUGUAGCUGUGACGAAAAAACCAUCAUCAAAACCAGAGAAGAUUAUAUCAUCAGACUCAGAAAACAGUCUUAAUGGCGUAAAUGGAAAAACAGGUACAGAUGUUUGGCUGGAAGUUUACAUAGAAUCUGAGAGAAAAUGGAAAUGUAUUGACUGUUUCCAUGGAGAUAUAGGACGACCAGAAAAGAUGGAGGAAAGAGCUACAAAACCUGUAGUCUACGUCAUAGGCAUUGAUAAUGAUAGCAAAAUAAAGGAUUUGAGUCAGAAGUAUGCAACAAAUUGGAUGUCACAUACCCGCAAACUCUGUGUCAGCGAGGAAUGGUGGGUAGAAACACUCGAGCCAUUCAAACCAACCAAUAAGAGCAGAGAUAACGCAGAGGAUAAUAUAAUCAGAAUGAAUUUUGUGAAACAACCACUUCCAACAUCCAUUGGUGAAUUCAAGAAUCACCCAUUGUAUGCACUCAAGCGCCACCUAUUGAAAUUUGAGGCGAUAUAUCCAGAAUCUUCCGUUCCAGUUGGUUUCAUCCGGGGGGAACCAGUUUAUGCCAGAGAGUGUGUGCAUCAGUUGCAUGCAAGAGAGGCCUGGAUCAAGGAGGCCAGGAGUGUCAGAGUUGGUGAGGUCCCAUACAAAAUGGUCAAGAAGCGUGUAAAUCCGCGGAAGCGUGCAUCUAUACUGGAUAAUGGAGAAGACACACCGGAGCUCCCUCUAUAUGGACUUUGGCAGACGGAGGAAUACAUGCCGCCGCCUGCUUUUGAUGGUAAGGUUCCCAAGAAUGAAUAUGGAAAUGUUGAGAUGUUUAAACCAUCCAUGUUGCCAAUAGGUACUGUCCAUCUACGUUUAGCGAACCUCAACAAGAUUGCGAAGAAGUUAGACAUUGAUAUAGCUGCUGCUAUGACUGGUUGGGACUUUCACGGGGGCUGGUCACACCCCAUCCUUGAUGGUUGGAUAGUAUGUGAGGAGCACAAAGAUAUCUUGUUAGCUGCUUGGGAUGAACAGCAAGAAAUAGAGCGGGAAAAGGAAAGGAAAAAGAGACAAGAUCGGGUCUUGAAGAACUGGAAGCUGCUCAUAAAGGGGAUGUUGAUCAAAGAAAAACUAAAGAAAAGAUUCGAUCUUGAGGAGAAAGAUCCAACAAAUGAUCAGUCACCUACAAAAACAAGUGAUACAAGCAAAAGUAAACCUGGUGCUAAACCUCCCUCAGGGGAAACUCAGGAAGCCACUGAUGCUCAAAAAUCAUGGCCUAGAAACAUUAUGAGAGAAAAAGAGAAAUCUGUGAAUAAAAAGAAAACUUCUAAGGUUGAUCAAAGUCAUUUGUUUCCAUUUGAAAAAAUGUGACAACAUAUUCAUAGAGAUAGAGAUCCAGUUUGAUGUUUCAUGACAGGAAGACCAUGUGAAAUAUACAUGAAAAAUGAUUUUGUGCUGUAUUUAACUCAGAUUCUUUAUAUUGACAUCUUGAUCAAUAGAUAUUUAUCUAGAGUAGACCUUGACAAAGAAAUCAUUACUAAACAUAGUAUAUGCAACUAAUAGCCCUGGAGUAGUUAAUGUUUUUUGCAGAACAAGAAUGAAGAAAAUAAAGACUUCUGGUAAAUCAUUGCUAUGGGAUAGUUGGAAUACACUCACUUCCAAUAAUUAAUACACAUUUAUGCCAAAAAAGAGAUUAAUAGACCAGUAAAUCAUGUCAUGUUUUGGUUAUGUUACUUUCUCAGACAAUAAAGUUAUUGCUAAUGGAAGAGUUAUAUCAAUUUUGUUUACAUACAUUGCACCGAUGUCAUGGUAACUACAUGUUUGACAACCCCUCAUGAACAAAAACAAAAUAAAAUGUUGAGUGAUGUAAAAUUUAUUUACAGUUUUAAUCCAUCGUAUCCUUUGUUAAUGAUAUAUUGAAUGUGAUUGUAAAGUUAAUGUACAUUUGUAAUGCCUGCUGAUUGUAAAAUGCUGCAAAUUGCACAAAUCAGGUCACAUAUUAAUAAUAACAAUAAGCUAUUAAUUUAUGCAUAACUGAGACUCUUUUAUGAAGUCUAGCCAUGUUUGUAGUAUUGAGAUAUUUGCUUUGACUAGUAGUUACAUGUAUAUUUUUGAUAUUCUGUUGAACUCAAAACAAAAACAUUAGGUUUAUAUUAACAUGUCAUCAGUCAGCCGAGUUUUUUUAAAACACUGUACAAGAAAUAAUUUUACCAUGAGAAAUAUUUCCUAAUGCAGACAACAGUAAAAACAUGUAAAACAUCAGCAAAUUAAAGAUUUCAAUAAAAUUUAUUUUCAUCACCUUAAAUUUUGGACAAAAACGAUAAAAUUUCAUCCUGGGAAAAUUAUCACUUGUUCAGUAUAUCAAACAAUAUACACAAAAUUACAAUUACAUGACAAUGGCCCCUCCACCAACAGAAUAAGAUUGUGCAAUAUUUUAGUUGAAAAAGUUACAAUUAGAAUUUGGCAAACCUUAUUCAACUAGAACAUGUAUGUUCUAUAAAUGGAAUAUGUUUUGGUAAAAAAUUCACAAUACAUACAUUUAUAUAGUACAAUUUACUGAAACCCUAGUUAAUUUUAAUUAAUUAGAUUUUAAACACUAUUAAAAUAAUCUGACAAUUUUGGGACUGAUAAUAUUUAGAAUUAAUACAGGAUUGAUAAUAUUAAGGAUAAUGUUUGGGAAUGAUGGUAGUGAAUAGUAG
Molecule: messenger RNA, 4926 nt
Organism: Owenia fusiformis
Lineage: Eukaryota; Metazoa; Annelida; Polychaeta; Sabellida; Oweniidae
Source: the annotation of a GenBank genome assembly